Molecule: messenger RNA, 2937 nt
Organism: Auanema sp. JU1783
Lineage: Eukaryota; Metazoa; Nematoda; Chromadorea; Rhabditida; Rhabditidae
Source: the annotation of a GenBank genome assembly
AUGGAAAACGGAGUCUACACCAUGCUCAUCCAUAUGAAUAGCAAUGAAUGUGAAGAUCCUCUUCUUGAACGUAUUCCACCACCCAGUAAACUUUUCUCUUCUCCAUCAUUCAAUCAGCGUUCAGGCGGGAACAUUUCGAGGACAAAUGGAACAAACGCCUGUUCGUCAGAGCUUUCCAAUCUGUCCAACGUGCCAUCUACUGACCAUCUUUCGAUUGAUUCAGAACGUUUCGCAACGGCUUCAUCUCGACAUCCGUUAGAUUGUCCCGCAUCAUCUUCAACGUCUUUUUCUAACGAUAAUCCGGAAACGAAAGAAUCAGAUCGUAAAUCAUCAACAUCAACAACAUCUCAACGUGUUUCCUAUGAUUUGUUUUUACAUAAGUUGAAACAAUCAGUUUAUAGGAGCGUUGAGGAUGUACGUCUGGUUGAACCAAAAUUCAUUUCCAUCAAUGGGUAUAGUGUGCCCUGUCUUAUGCUCAAUGGUGAGCCGUACGUUCCGAUGUCCGCCUGUCUCCGAAGAAUCUUUCCAUUAUAUAAAGAAGAUGAAAUAUUCUUGUUAAUAGAAGAUCUACAUAUAGCUUUAUUGCCAGCUUUAGAAAACGAAGCUAAACUGUUGCAAAAACUAGAUGAUGUUUGUGCACAGGAUGCUAUUCAUAAUAUGUAUCUUAUGUCUCAAUCUGAUAUUGAAAGAAUUUUAGGCCAAGUAAGACUUAGUAGUAGACCGACACCCUAUGAUGACAUAUCAAUUUUACCCGGUGAAGAAAUCUGUGUAUCACAUCAUUCUUAUCCAGAACUCGUGUACGGCACAUUGUUUCCUUCAAGAACAGGCGGAUGCUGCAUUCUAUGUACUGAUUGUCAUAAUUGGUUCAGUCCCGAAGACUUUGUCUGUCAUACGCAUUCGACAGAGAUCGAACCAGGGGUUGUACAUUGGGGAUUGGAUUCUAAUAACUGGCAGUUUCUUCUUCAAGUUGAUGGUCCAGAUCGUCAGGAUGAGGAGAAAACGAAAGCUUUUCAAGACUUCAAAUCUCGAAGACGUUUUGCUCCACUGGAAGAACAAGUUUUAGGAAUAUUCAAGAGGGAAGCAGAAACUCUGAAAGAUGAUCGUAGUUACUUCCUAUCUGGGUAUGAGGGCUAUAAUCAACAAGAAGAACUCGACAUGGAAUUGAUCAAGCAGUGUUCAUCAACUGAACUAGAUGAUGCCUACGCUGAUAUGCCUCCUGUCCCAUCUGAAGAAGAAAGAUUGCUGAAAACGAAUGUCUUAGAUAAGAAGGAAAGAAAAACCUCGACACCAGAAGCUUCGGAUUGGACUAGAUGGCAGGAAAGGGAGCAUUACUAUGAUCGAUCAAUAUCAGCUGAAACACAAUCGGAUGAAGGCGAUUUCGGUUCCCCGGGAAUGAAAGAUGUAGAAGAUCAUGAAGAAAGUGACAAGAAUUCCGAGGAGCAAAUGAGAAUUCAAAUGAUCAACAUGUCUAUCCAACAUCAGGCAGAUGCUCUGACGGAACGGAACAAGGAAACUCUUCUAAAGAACCAAUUGAGGGAUGCCCGUAACCUGUAUGCAGAGUUGUAUGAUAAAGAGCAAUUAUGUGGUUUGAAUCAGCUGGGUAAAAUGUUCAAUGAGAACAGUGAGAUCACGAAAUACCUCCGGAAGCUGAGUUCGAAUCAUCCUGAUCCUAGUAGCGGACAGCUGGCUCAAUUCGUGAAAGAGAACGAAAUUCACAAACAUUCAGAUGAGUUGGCAAAAGCUUGUGAAGAGCGAGAUGAACUCAAAAUGUUCAAUUCCAUCAAUGCUGUCGAGAAAGAUCUAUUGUCCUGCAACCCCAACUGGAUGCUUCUUCUUCACCAAUUCUUGGAGAUCUCCAUGGUCCGACUGAGAAAAGUGAAAGAACAUAUGAGAAAAGAAAAAUACAAAUUUCUUUUACUAUAUGAUUAUGCUAACACUCUAUGCAUCUUGGUCAACGAAGGUUGUUGGCCUAAAAAAUCUUUCACAAGGAUGUUCGUCCCAAAUUUUCUCAACGAUCCAGCUUUCAUCAACCAAGGCUUAGAGAGUAGCUCCAACCGGGAAACUGAUAUUGUGGGUUCGUUGGAUUCAUCUCAGAUUAACAAUAUCAGUGAAAAACGUUCUCUCAGUUGUGAGUCCGGCAGAAGUAGUUCAAGCUUGAUGUUACAGCAGGCCGAUUCCAUCACCAACGAAAAUGGAGUUCCUUCCAAAAAGAUGGCAAUAGAUACAACUGUCUGGAAUGGAGGUCAGAUGAGAUUCUCACCUAUCAGUCCUGCAUCCAUCUCUCCGCCGACGUUGAAAAGGAAGAGUGUGUCUCAGAAGAGUUCCGAAUCAUCAGAGUUCUCGUGGAAUGUCCCGUCUAACUAUUCUGGCUUGAUACCGGAAACAGCUAGUAGUGAUAUUCGAUUGUCAACCGGGACUAGUCAAAAUAUUACAUUGCCUUUGGAGCAGUCAGAUCAAAUGAAGAACUCUCUAGAAAGUCUACCGUAUAGUUCUGCUUUCAAAAGUUGUGGAAAUCCCAUUCAGCAAUGUAAUGGAGACUCGAGCAUUCCACAUCCGAUUGCAAUGUAUCCAAAUCAAGCCAAUGGAAUCGGCAGAACGUUUGCCAUCCAACCAUCAACUAUUCCAUGUUGGACAAACCAUCCCUCGUUAGAGAAUAUGAUUCUCAGCCAGCCUCUAGCACCAUCUCUCAACUUUGCUCAACAAAAUUUCCAAGCCAUGGGCAAUGAGAAGCUGUCAACGUUCGUUCCAAACCCAAAGCCUCCUCCGGAAUACGCCAACACCGUAAUGAGCCAUCCAGUGCCUGUUCUUCAAUUAGUAUUGAAUCCUCCACCACCAACUCAAGGAGGUGCACAACAUGUUCACCUACCAUCUCAACCUCCCAGUUAUUAUUUCAAUUUUGAUCCCUCAACAUAUCCGGGUAUUUUGCAUCCACGCUAG